UCAUUUCAGCAGAGAAAAGGCCCCUGUAAAUACAGUAGUGCCUUGAGAUACAAGUGACCUUCCAAGUGACUUUAAUUACUUGUGCUGGAAUCACUUAUAACAACACAGGUUAUAUUAAUAUAUCAACUCACAGGUUCUUACAGGUGUUUAGACACUAAAAAAGAAUCCCACCGCACCACUCGACAGUAGCACUGCCUAAAGCCCUUUUCUGUCCGGCUGCAUUUUCAAUAAACAUCAGAAUAAUAAAAAAUAAAUACAAAUAAACAGAGGGAAAUAUUUAAAACAGUUAUGCUGUUGCACAGCAUAACUGUUCCAGCACAAAAGCAUACAGAUCCACCAUUCUGCAAGGCCAUACAGAUGAACAGGACAGGUUUAAAAAAAUAUAUAAAUAAAUGAAAAGUUAAAAAAAGGGGAUACAAGUGACCUGAGCUUUUCAAAAUUCAAGUCUUCGUUAGGCCGAUUUAUUGCUUUGACUUGCCAGUGCAAACCUGCGAUAUGAGUUCUAUAUCGUGACAGUGAACUCAACUCGCUCCACAAUAAGCAGCAGUGUGGCAGAUAUUGAACAAUUCAAAUGAUUAAAUGUCAUUCCCAGUUGAAAUUUACUGCCAGACUAACAAAGAUAAUUUUACAUUGCAUAUCUUUGCCUUAAAAUACCCCCACUAGCAUAAUGCUAACACAUAAUGGUAAAACACCAUAGAUGAGCGAAUGAAUCGCAUCGAUGGUUGCAAUGUUAUAACCUUUAGCCCUUAGUGACCCUUACGUUAUGUGUAUUUUAGUGGUCUUAAGGAAGAAAAUAGACAGGCUCUUGAUAGUGUUGUAAGUAAGUCAUAUUUGGAUAUUUUUUUACUUUCAAUCCCUCAAACAUUUCAGCAGGUUCAGACCUAUCUAUAGAUAUAAAGUUUAAAAUAUAUUUUAAAAUUGUGUAUGCUUUUGUUGGAAAAUAAAAGCAGCAUUGUGUUAUGACAAAAACUUCCCAAAAAAUUUUCAAAGUGGAAUAUUUGACAAGGUAGUUAGAGCCUUGAGUAAGUCAAUAAGUUAGAGAGAGCAGACUGUGAUGGUUUGGACACGUCGAGAGGAGAGAUAGUGAGUAUAUUGGUAGAAGGAUGAUGAUGAUGGAGAUGCCAGGCAAGAGAGUUAGAGGAAGACCAAAGAGGAGGUUGAUGGAUGUCGUGAGGGCAGACAUGAGGGCAGUUGGUGUUAGAGAUGAGGAUGCAGGAGAUAGGCUUACAUGGAAAAAGAUGACACGUUGUGGCGACCCCUAACGGGAAAAGCUGAAAGGAAAAGAAGAUUAUUUUCUUUAUAAAGUAAAACAUUAUAGUGCAAUGUUCCCUAUUAAAAACAUAAAAAAACAGGUUAAUGGCAAUCCAUUCAUUUCAACGGGUGGAGAGAAGAGGAGUUGAGAUGAGUGUUUGGAGUUAGGAGUGUGGUCAGGGAACGUAAUAAACUCGUAUCUCAAGGCGCCACUCUACAGUACAUGCAAAUGAAAAGAGUGCGAAGUGUGCAUUGUCUGCUGCAGACAUCCGGGCGGUGAGCCUGAAGAAGGGCAUGUUCUUCAACCCGGACCCUUACCUGAAGAUGUCCAUCCAGCCAGGGAAGAGGACCGGCCUCCCUAAGUUCACCCACCACGGCCAGGAGAGGCGAACCUCUAUUAUCGCCAAUACCACCAACCCUGUGUGGCACGGAGAGAAAUACACCUUUGUGGCCCUGAUGAGUGACGUGAUGGAGAUUGAAGUGAAAGAUAAAUUUGCCAAGAGCCGUCCAAUCAUCAAGCGCUUUCUGGGCCAGCUGACCGUACCCAUGCAGAGACUUCUGGAGGGUCCCACAGCGGACCAACACCCGACUAGCUACAGCUUGUGUCGCCGCCUCCCGACAGAUCACGUUAGUGGGCAGCUGCAGUUCAGGGUGGACAUCACCUCCACUGGACAUGAAGAUGUAACAGGAACAAUCUUGGGCAGCACCGUGAACAGUGACCCUGGGAGUCCCUCUGACGAUGAAGACCUCCCGCACCCUUCCUUGUCUUCUCACAUCGCAUGCGGCGCUUCCCUCACAGGCUCAGACGAAAGCCCCCUGUUCGUCAACGGUGCUUGUUACUAUGGCAACAGCAGCACAUGGCAGGAGGAUACUAACCAGGUGGCUGCGGGCGGACACACCCACAGGCAGGUGUCCCUUAAUGACUACUUGGACGCCAUUGAGGCCUCUGGGAGCCCCGCGGAGCAACUUCCAGCAGGGCCAUCGCCAAGACUCCGCUCCAGCUUUCCAACGGACACACGCCUCAAUGCAAUGCUCCACAUAGACUCCGACGAGGACGACGAGAGUGUGGGGCAGCGCGGUAAACAGCAGGAGACAAGGUUGCAGAGGACAACAGACGUCGACAUUUCCGGUGGGAACGAGGGCUCCAGAUGUGAGCACACCGGAACAGAAAGCUCUCCUGUCUCUGAGUCAGCUCAGGCCGAAGGUUCAGGUAGUGCGGCAAAGCUGCAAACGGAUGAGGGGACGCAGAUGAUCGUCAUUGCAGAUGGUGCUGGAGCAUCAGCACGUGUUGGUGAUGAAAUGGAAGCCAGUGGAUCUCCUCGGGCUUCACAAAUAGAGUCUUCAAGCGAUUGCAUGUGCAACGAGCAAAGUUCAAGGAUGAACACCAACCAGGACACAGCCUGCAGUUCUUCAUAUAGCUGCGGCCCACUUUCACCCAUUCAGGAGGUGGAGACGAGGGCGGAAGUGGCUCCUAGGGCAGAGGAGGAAGGGGCGGAGUUAUCAUGCAGCAACAGCUUGGCGACUACUGCUAUGACGACUGGUAGCGACAUUGGAACCUUUGAUGCAGAGGCUGUCGGCCCAGAUGUACAGGGAGAGGAGGAGGGGGAGGAGGAUGAGCAAGGAGAGGUGUGGAAGAGACGCUCUGUGCGGGCCACCGAACUCGCAGCCCAGAACCAGGUGGCGUGCAGGGCCAGAGAGGGACUGAGCACGACGUUCACUGAGAGGGAGUCCGGGGCCACAGCUCAGGUCAAUGGCCACGUGUCUGUUCAGACGCUGCCGUCUGUACGCCAUGACAUCAGUCGCUACCAAAGAGUGGACGAGCCCCUCCCGCCGAACUGGGAGGCGCGGAUAGACAGCCACGGGAGGAUCUUUUACGUGGACCACGUGAACAGAACCACCACCUGGCAACGGCCCACUGCCCCAGCUGCGCAGCAGACACUCCAGAGGUCCAGCUCCAUCCAACAGAUGGAGCAGCUGAACCGUAGGUAUCAGAGCAUCCGGCGGACGAUAACCAAUGACAGCAGAGCAGAGGAGGUGCCAUCCAAUGAGCAGCCAGCCGACGACACCGAUCUCCACCCUUCCUUUCCAGAGCUGCGUCGAGACAGCAGUGCAGCCCAGUCCAGCUCCAGAUCCCGCCUGUACCUGUUGCUCCAGUCUCCCAGCUCCAGGUUCCUCACCAGCCCCGACUUCUUCACUGUGCUGCAUUCUAACCCUAGUGCCUACCGCAUGUUCACCACCAACACAUGCUUGAAACACAUGAUCAGUAAGGUGCGCCGGGACACGCACCACUAUGAGCGCUACCAGCACAACAGGGACCUGGUGGCCUUCCUCAACAUGUUUGCCAACAAACAGCUGGAAUUGCCUCGAGGCUGGGAGAUGAAGCACGACCACACCGGAAAGCCUUUCUUUGUGGACCACAAUAGUCGAGCGACCACCUUCAUUGACCCUCGGCUGCCCCUGCAGAGCUGUCGACCGCCGAGCCUCUUGACUCACCGCCAACACCUGACCCGCCAACGCAGCCAUAGCGCUGGUGAAGUCAGCCCACGACGCCUCAUGGGCGAAGAGUCCCGUCAUGCCGGGCCACCCAUCUUGCCGAGGCCCUCGAGCACCUUCACAUCUGCCAGCAGGGGCCAGGGUGCAGAUGCUGUGCCAGUAGCGUACAAUGACAAGAUUGUGGCUUUUCUCCGGCAACCCAACAUCUUUGAAAUUUUACAGGAGAGGCAGCCAGAUUUCCACCGGAACCAUUCACUCAGGGAGAAGGUCCAGCUGAUACGUACAGAUGGAGCAUCAGGAUUGGCGCGGCUGUCAGGAGACGCCGACCUUGUUAUUUUGCUAAGUCUAUUUGAGGAGGAAGUCAUGUCCUAUGUGCCUCCUCAUGCCUUACUAUACCCCAGCUACUGCCAGUCACCUCGAGGCUCUCCUGUCUCCUCCCCACAAAACUCACCCGGUACUCAGAGAGCAAAUGCCAGAGCUCCAGCACCCUAUAAGAGAGACUUUGAAGCCAAACUACGCAACUUCUACAGAAAGCUGGAGACCAAAGGUUACGGCCAAGGACCAGCAAAGCUCAAGUUACUCAUCCGCCGUGACCACCUGCUGGAAGAUGCCUUCAAUCAGAUUACUUGCUACUCCCGCAAAGAUCUACAGCGCAGCAAGCUGUAUGUCAGCUUUGUAGGCGAGGAGGGGUUGGACUAUAGUGGACCUUCCCGAGAAUUCUUCUUCCUGGUCUCAAGAGAACUGUUCAAUCCUUACUAUGGUCUCUUUGAAUAUUCUGCCAAUGACACAUACACAGUCCAGAUCAGCCCCAUGUCGGCCUUUGUGGACAAUCACCAUGAGUGGUUUCGCUUCAGUGGUCGCAUCCUGGGCUUGGCUCUGAUCCACCAGUACCUUCUGGAUGCCUUCUUCACCAGACCCUUCUAUAAAGGAUUACUGCGCAUUCCAUGCGAUCUGAGCGACCUGGAGUAUCUGGAUGAGGAGUUUCAUCAGUCCCUUCAGUGGAUGAAGGACAACGACAUUGAGGACAUGCUGGACCUCACCUUCACUGUCAAUGAAGAAGUGUUUGGACAGAUAACAGAGCGGGAGCUGAAGACUGGUGGAGCCAACAUCCCCGUGACGGAGAAAAACAAGAAGGAGUACAUCGAACGGAUGGUGAAGUGGAGGAUCGAGCGUGGUGUUGUGCAGCAGACGGAAAGCCUGGUCAGAGGCUUUUAUGAGGUGGUGGAUGCACGGUCUGUGUCAGUGUUUGAUGCCAGGGAGCUGGAGCUGGUGAUGGCGGGCACAGCAGAGAUCGACUUGUCCGACUGGAGGAACAACACGGAGUACAGAGGAGGUUAUCAUGACAACCACAUAGUGAUCCGUUGGUUCUGGGCCGCAGUCGAGAGAUUUAACAAUGAGCAAAAACUUCGGCUCCUGCAGUUUGUGACCGGGACAUCCAGUAUUCCCUACGAGGGCUUUGCGUCUCUGCGAGGAAGCAAUGGACCUCGGCGAUUCUGUGUGGAAAAGUGGGGCAAGGCAACAUCUCUUCCCAGAGCUCACACGUGUUUCAACCGCCUGGACCUGCCUCCCUACCCAUCCUUCUCAGUGCUGUACGAGAAGAUGCAGACCGCCGUGGAGGAAACCAGCACUUUCGGACUGGAGUGAGACCCCUUCCGACAGAGACCGGACACCUGAAAUAAUUUAUAUCCUCUCACGUGAGGUCAUACCUGAGGGUAGAUCCCAAAGCAGUUCGCAUCAGCGGACGUGUGGACUUUGGAAGGAGGGAGCCUUCGCUGUUUGUUUUGGGGCGCAACGGCGACGUCGGAACAAAUGCAGAAUGAAGAACCACAGCGCCUUGCGGACCACAAUCAGGGAACGUUAGUGGACCUAUGGAGCGAAAGGGUCCAAAGUGUGGGGACACCCACAAAGUAAGGAGGAUGUGGAACUCAGAAUUUUGAAAAAAUGCAAGAAGAAUCCAUUGUUUGUAAUGGUUGUCGCGGAGACAUACAGUCCUCUAGCGCUGAUAAAGGUCGUGGACUCAUGCUACAUGGUGUUGUUAGUUGAAUGUAAUGAUUUUAACAAUGUAUAGUAUUUGUAUCUGUUGUGAAUCACGUGGUUUCAUCAAAUCUCUGCUUAAUUUAACGAUGGGCGUGACAGUCUCACAAGUUGGAAUUGUCAACGGAUAUUUUUCAAUCCAUCAGGGAUGACUGAGGAAUUACAUUGUUAUAAUUUGUGGCUCAUAUAUUUGUUGCGAUCAGUAUUCGGUCAUUGCGAUAGACCAUCGUCCAUUUGGAUUGUUCUGAGAAAGUCAAAAUAUUAGCUGUAUGUUUUCUUAAUUUGUUGUAACCUAGCUGAAAAAUAACAGUAGUUAUAUGCGCUGAAGUCAGGGUACAUUUCAGUUGCGGUGCAUUGAUCAAACUGAUUCACUCUCCGUCUUUCUACCUUUUGCGAUCGCCGCAGUAAUCCUGACUACACGCAUGCCUUCUUAAUUUUUUUUUCCUCAAAAGACUGAAUCUAACACUGUCACGGUUGUUACAAGCAUCGUUAUUGUUCCCUCACAGAGCACACUGCCUUCCCUCUGUCCAUUUUGGAAGAGCCAACCAAAGUUUUGGGCAUGACCAACCCCGUCUUUGUGGACACCGGACCUCAAGUUUACAUAUGAAUGUUGGCAGCACUGCCCUAAAAUAAAGUUCCAUCUCUGUCUAUGCAAAAUACUUUGUUGUUUUGGAGUUCAGGCUGCAAGGCCGGUCAGCAAUUUUCUACAUGAGUAACAAAUGUCGGGAUCAAGCAUGUGAACCUAAAUGGGUAAAAUGUUUUAUUUUUACCAUCAUUCAUUUUGACCACUAGAACAUUUUCAAACUGUAAAAUGUGAUUUCUUUCUUUAUUUUAAAUCAAGAAAGGUGUCCUGGAAUAUCCAAUUGGAUGUUUAAUAAAUACAAUUUCAAAGAUGUAUUUAAACUACAUUGAACACUGGAAAAAUAGCUUGUUUUGCCUGUCCCCACUUAUUAAAAUUAGACUUUCCCAUGAACUAACGUAAUUUGAAUUACAUAUUCGUGUAACUCGUCCCGACUAUACUUUUUUCUUUGGGGGCGAAAAAAAACAAAACAAGUUUAAAUUUGCACUUUAAUCAUGUCCUUGGGUUUACCCCAACACAUUACGUGCUUUAGGUUUUGGAUCUUCCCCCCAGGUGACUCCACCGCCCCCUCCUCCCCCUUUUGCACACCAGAGCUUUGAGACUUCUACAUUUACUCCCCCCCCCCCAACCCCCCCCCCAAAAAAAGGUUGCGAUUUUCCAUAGAAUUUUAUAUUCAUUGUCUUAUGAAAUGUUAUGCUGUUAGAGAUGCAAAUUGGUCAAGCUCCCACUAUUGAAUUUUUUUUUAUACAAAUGAACUGCCAUCAGCCAAUGUACAUUCAGUGUGCAGUGAGUGUGGCAUGCCAAAAUUAUGUGCGUCCAAUGGGGUGAGGAAAAAGGUAUCAAAUGAAGAAAACACAUUUUAAGUGAUUUAUCAUCAU
Messenger RNA from Phycodurus eques (leafy seadragon), 7236 nucleotides. RefSeq names its product HECT, C2 and WW domain containing E3 ubiquitin protein ligase 2b (gene hecw2b). The record is from RefSeq and is a predicted model, not a curated record. Gene Ontology annotation, molecular function: ubiquitin-protein transferase activity; protein binding. Bases 1546 to 5388 code for a protein of 1280 amino acids. NCBI's taxonomy places the organism in Eukaryota, Metazoa, Chordata, Actinopteri, Syngnathiformes, Syngnathidae. Gene Ontology annotation, biological process: regulation of dendrite morphogenesis. The transcript is spliced from 26 exons.